AAAGAAUUUGCCGAUAUCACCAAACUACAUGUGUUCAAACAGAAACAUACCUUUUUACGAUGCAUUAAAGUUAAAAAUUUAAAUUAAUGAAUAUGUUAAAACGGUAUCUGAAUGCAAAAACAUUACAGUAGUGAAACAAAAAUCGAUGAAGGUAGUUGGUUUAUGUGGUUUUAUGUAUUUGUUUGAACCAUGAGUGAAACAAACGUUAUUAAUAACGGAAACUCACAGCAUGACGAAGAGAUGGCUGGCGGUGGUGAUCCAAAAUGGCAGAAAGAUGCAGCAGACCAGAACUUUGACUACAUGUUCAAACUUCUAAUUAUAGGCAAUAGUUCUGUUGGAAAAACAAGUUUCUUGUUUCGAUACGCGGACGACUCGUUCACCUCAGCCUUUGUAUCGACCGUGGGGAUUGACUUCAAAGUGAAGACAGUCUUCAGACAUGACAAACGUGUCAAACUUCAGAUAUGGGAUACAGCAGGUCAAGAGCGCUAUCGUACCAUCACUACAGCGUAUUAUAGAGGCGCUAUGGGUUUCAUUUUGAUGUAUGAUAUAACCAACGAAGAGAGCUUUAACAGCGUUCAAGAUUGGGUGACACAAAUCAAAACUUACUCGUGGGACAACGCGCAAGUUAUCUUGGUAGGCAACAAGUGUGAUAUGGAGGAAGAACGAGUGGUGAGCGCAGAGCGAGGCCGUCAGCUCGCGGAGCAGCUUGGGGUUGAGUUUUACGAGACUAGCGCUAAAGAAAAUAUUAACGUCAAGGCUGUGUUUGAGCGGCUCGUCGAUAUUAUUUGCGAUAAAAUGUCGGAAAGUCUGGACUCAGAGCCAGCAAUGUUGGCAGGAGGAGCGCGUGGGCAGCGACUCACCGAACAACCGCAAGGCAGCAGCACCCCUAAUUGUAACUGUUAAUAAAAUUUACUUUUCUAUAACAGGUAUUCUGUUAUUAACUUACAUUAUUUACAUGUUGCCUGUCCACUAUAUAUUUUUUUUAAUCGUUGCUAUGUAUUCGACGAUUUCUGUUUACUGUAAAACAGACAAAAUAGACCCCAAAUGUUUAAUGUUAUCAUUUUUUUAAUGCGAUAGAUUUUAAAGAAAUUUGUGCUUUAUUUCUUCGUCUUUUCAAUUAACAAACGUUAUAGUAUUAUUGAUUGUUUUAAUAGUUAUAAUGUCAAGCAUAAAGUAAGGUAAGAGGUGAAAUUGAACGUUGUUAACUCGUGUAACGUUAAAAAGAAUAUUAUGUAUUAGUAUUACUGAUUCUAUAUAGGUGUUAGUUAGCUAUAUCUAUGUAUAUUGCGAGCUGGAGUAGGGAUCUGAUACUUGUAAUAGUUGUUAAUACUUUAUUAAUUUACGCCAUAUAUAACUUU
This is a messenger RNA of Chilo suppressalis (striped riceborer), 1358 nucleotides long. The record is from the annotation of a GenBank genome assembly. NCBI's taxonomy places the organism in Eukaryota, Metazoa, Arthropoda, Insecta, Lepidoptera, Crambidae.